This is a messenger RNA of Mesorhabditis belari, 222 nucleotides long. The record is from the annotation of a GenBank genome assembly. NCBI's taxonomy places the organism in Eukaryota, Metazoa, Nematoda, Chromadorea, Rhabditida, Rhabditidae.
AUGACCAGCUUGGCACCACUAUGCACUUUCGGGUUUGAAUCGAUUACGUUAGUUAUGAUUCUCAAUGGUCGACCACUGAAUUCCUGUCCAGAUCUCUUGAAGCUGCUGAUCCUAACGUUGGCCACAUGGAUGAUGCUGUGUUUCUCCGUGUAUUCCGGGCGAGCUCUUCGCCAAACGAUAUCCUUUGAGCAUACAAAACGUGAACUCGAACAGACAACUUGU